CUCGUUUUCAAGAAAGUAGCUCUUUCAUGUUAAUUCUAAUAGUAAUUACUGUAGAAUAGCCACUUGAUAUCCUUCAUGAAUAGCCUCAAGCAAUUGAAACCAUCGAAAGGAAUUUUCACGCAUAACUCAACGGAACGGUUCUCCUUAGAACAGGCGGGACCCCACGAUGGAAGCACAACAAAGCCCCCAAGAAGAACAAUUGCCUUCUUGUCACUCUCUUCUUGCUCAAAGGAAGCUUUAUCUUGCCAACAAUGAAAAUAUGUCCCUCUUUCUGUAGAGGGCAAACACAGAACAAGAUGCCGCUGGAAAGUUUAUAUGCACACGAACAAUCCCUUUAUGCCUUUCCGCAAACUGCUCAUACUUCUCACAAUUCUUCUACCAGUAUCCCGACGCUUCCUCAUACAAGGAAUCACACAAGCGUACACAAUCCCAGACUCACCACAAACAACCAUCAAAAUGUGCGUCAGAAUCACAACAUGGGCUUGCGACUGCAAGAAGGAAGAGCUCGAAGAGUGCAGAUGGUAUCGACAAGCAGAAAGUGAUGCAAGAAAGGAGAAGGAAAAGAGAGGCUUCUGGAAGUCCAUCUUUCACAGUGCUUGCAAAAUUGUCUGCCCCUUCCCAGCUGGCAGAAUACAUCACCAGUAUCACAUCUGCCCGGGGUGCACAGCGCGGAGGGAGGCCGAAGAAGAAGGACUGCGCCACCGAUUGCUCAGAAGAGCAGAGCGGGAGAGGCGAAGGCAGGACGGAGAAUCAGAAGCCAGAUCCCAGAAAGAAACCGAACGCAGGCGUUUGGAAACAAAAUGGGGAUGGGUCUGUGAGGCUUGUAGAACGGAAGGUAGGGUCGUUCAGUGCUACCAGAGAAAACCGCAUGACGGACCUUGCUGUGCAAGAGGUGCUGAUGAGUUCGCGGAGUGGGAGAAAAUACAAGGGUACCAUUCCUCUGAUCCACGUCCCCCUUCUCGAGCUCCACGAGCUGACCCUCCCAGAGAGCCCAGAGCCACUCGGGAAAAUAUGUUCUCACAUCCCAAGAUUGAUGACAAGGGCGCAAGAGACAACAGACGGGACCCUGACAACGAGAGUCUUGAACCACACCUUGUGGCUGCUGUUGGGCUGAUGUCGGGAAUGAAUCCAAGAUUCAUGGGAACGGACCCUUCUCCACCACCACUGCCGCCGCCACAGCCAUACUAUGAAAAUCCUGGUAUCGACUUGGAUCGAUGGGGAGGAGCACGAAGGACUGAUCAUGGGAGCUACCCAGCGCCAAGUGCACCACCGGACGACCCGCUUCCAUGGAAGCCGCUGAGAACGAAACAUAGCCAGGUAAAAACAGUUCCAGCGACAAGGUCAACACCGGCGAACUUCUCCAGGCCCGCAGAGGCUCCACGAAACCGCUCGGUCCGAAGAGAGCCGUCAUUGCCCCCACGCCCACAACUUCGACAUGAGAAUAGGAAGAUCUCGGGUUUGACAGCACCAUCGACACCAUUGAGAAAGCCUGUUGCGGCUUCAGGUUCAUCAAAAAAGAAUGUCGCUACAUCAGGCUCCUCAAAAUCAUCAAAAACAUUCAAGAAGGCCACCCCCACUUCACCCCAAUCAAACUCGUCGAAAAAGACCGCGUCAAAUCCACCAACCUCAAUGAAGGAGCCAACCCCUACGGGCAGCAGAUACCACACUAAAGCAUUACAAGAUGGUCGUCGCUUGAGCCGAACGUCAUCACGAGGACCACCGAUCCCAACACCCGACGGAAACGGCAUCUCGCCGUUCUCGUCACCAGUGAGCAACAACUCAUCCGUAUCUUCUAUGAGUAGCCAUCCACUGAGAUCAGUGGGAAGUACUAUGGGUGAGCUGUAUCUUGAGAUAGAUGAUAUGAUGGAUUGUUUCUCGGAGCCAGAUGAGGACCCACCGGCAAGACGUUGGCACUAGCGUCGGCGGUGGGUACAGUAUCACGAUCAACUUGGGCGUACGGCGUACAGGGGAAGAGAAGAGGGCGAGAGAUUAAGAUAGAGUAAUGCAAAUUGAAACUGUCAUUUGUACAACUCAAACGCUUCUCGUACCU
Molecule: messenger RNA, 2050 nt
Organism: Hyaloscypha bicolor E
Lineage: Eukaryota; Fungi; Ascomycota; Leotiomycetes; Helotiales; Hyaloscyphaceae
Exons: 1
Coding region: 316-1917 (533 amino acids)
Source: RefSeq, a predicted model, not a curated record